CCAAAUGGGUCACAACAUAUGAGGAAUAUAUUAAUUAUUAUCCUAAUUUUUGGAUAGAAAAAAAGAAAUCUCAGUUAAAUGAUCGACUAGAUAAAGAAGCUCACGAUCUUGUUAAGGAAAUAUUAGAACAAAAAGAUUACAGACAAGCUUAUAUUUCUCAAUAG
This is a messenger RNA of Funneliformis mosseae, 164 nucleotides long. Lineage: Eukaryota; Fungi; Glomeromycota; Glomeromycetes; Glomerales; Glomeraceae. The record is from the annotation of a GenBank genome assembly.